AAUACUACAAGUAAUCGCCACCCCUUCAGAAUCAACGACUUAAAUUCUAUUCUCUCAAUUAGCCAACAAAGAAAUUGAUGAAACCAAGAACAACAACCUCAGUCUAUUUAACCAGAGAAGGGAAACUUUUAUCAAACAAAUUCAAUAAUAAAUAAACAUGUUCAGGCUCUGCCUGUCUCUGUGCUUGGUUGGCUUGUUAUUGAGCCAUUGCCAUUUUAAAGGUGCUGAAGCAUUGAGGAGUGACAAGCUUUGCAGCCAGUGCUCUAAAUGUGAUUCAAGUAAAUGUCCUGCAAGUGAAGCUUAUCCCCAUAUGACAGGAUUCGAUGACAGUCUCAUUGUGGGCGCCUUGCAGUCGGAUUAUGUGGAAGCGAACGACAGGGGAGUUUACUCAGUUCCGGAUGUCAAAGGUGGUGAGUCUGAAGAAUAUAAUUCUUAUUUUGGGUGGAAGUCUACUUCUGGUUCAGCUUCUGGCUACCACAGGUUUAGCAACUACAUGGACAAGUGCUCUGGUGGGCAAAGCUACCUCACUGUGGACAAAAACGAAAAGGUGAGUCUGAGAUCAUUGAGCUCCCUGGAAAGCUUGGCCGAGGCUGACUGGAAGUCCAUUAAUCCACCGGUGAAGCUGAACCAUCGUGGGUUCCGAUUCUGGGUUUCUGGCAGUACUGGAAAAUGCCUGACAGUUUUUCCAUGGAGGAAAAAUAAACGGAGUGUUGGUGUGGCUGAGUGCAAGUUUGAUGGCUCAAAUGUUAACCAGCUUUUUGCCUUCCGGUUCCAUUACCACAAAGCCUUCUGUUGCUGUGGUGUUCACAAUGAGUAA
Messenger RNA from Mangifera indica (mango), 817 nucleotides. RefSeq lists its product as uncharacterized. The record is from RefSeq and is a predicted model, not a curated record. The transcript is spliced from 2 exons. Lineage: Eukaryota; Viridiplantae; Streptophyta; Magnoliopsida; Sapindales; Anacardiaceae. The coding region runs from base 158 to 817 and encodes 219 amino acids.